ACAUACAACGAAAGAAAACAUACAGCAGUUCUUCGAUCCCUCCAUCUUCUGUAAGUUUUUAGCUCAACACACCACUUUCUCGAAGAACCCUAGGCUAGGGUUUUACAACCUCUGAAUCGAAGGGUUCAAGUUGGCGAAGAUCUUCUAAUCCAAUAUCGAGUCGAUAGUAAAGCAGAAGCAAACAUGCAGGUGGAAAGUGCUCUAUCAGUAGUUGGCCCAAAGCCAACCGAGCUGUCAACUGUCACACACGGCUUCGCCCCACCAGGAGCAAAUGCAAAGCAGCGAACGUCAAGCUUAGAGGCACCAAUCAUGUUGCUGUCGGGCCAUCAAAGUGCAGUCUACACAAUGAAAUUCAAUCCCGCAGGAACCGUAAUAGCAUCUGGCUCGCACGAUAGGGAUAUCUUUCUCUGGAAUGUGAACAGCGAUUGCAAGAAUUUCAUGGUCUUGAGAGGGCACAAGAACGCUGUACUGGACCUCCAAUGGAACACAGACGGAUCACAAAUAAUAUCAACGAGCCCAGAUAAAACACUAAGAGCAUGGGAUGUCGAGACAGGCAAACAGAUCAAGAAGAUGAUUGGUCACUUGUUUGUCGUGAAUUCUUGCUGUCCUGCCCGAAGGGGCCCACCCCUUAUUGUCAGUGGGUCCGACGAUGGAACUGCAAAGCUUUGGGAUAUGCGUCAAAGGGGCUCCAUACAGAGUUUUCCAGACAAGUACCAGAUUACAGCUGUCGGUUUCUCUGAUGCGUCGGACAAGAUUUACACUGGCGGCAUUGACAACGAUGUGAAGGUGUGGGAUUUACGUAGGACUGAGCCUGUGAUGAAGCUUCAAGGUCAUCAUGAUAUGAUUACCGGUAUGCAGUUGAGCCCAGACGGGUCCUACCUUCUAACCAACAGCAUGGAUUGCACUCUUCGGAUAUGGGAUAUGAGACCAUAUGCACCGCAGAACCGAUGUGUGAAGAUUCUAGAAGGGCAUCAGCACAACUUUGAGAAGAAUUUGCUGAGGUGUAGUUGGUCGCCCGAUGGAAGCAAAGUGACAGCUGGCAGUAGUGACUGCAUGGUCUAUGUAUGGGACACUACCUCACGGAGAAUAUUGUAUAAGCUUCCGGGUCAUACUGGAUCGGUUAAUGAGUGUGUCUUUCAUCCCAACGAACCUAUUAUUGGGUCAUGCAGCAGCGACAAGCAGAUAUAUCUUGGUGAAAUUUAAGUAAAAAAUGGCGAUUUUUCUAAUCUUAUCGUUUAUGUUGGUGAAAUGAUGCUAGUAGCUAGAUGUUGAGAACUAUUCGUGGACAAAUUCAUAUAUUGUAGGGUUGUGGGGUUUCUUGGUUAAAUGCUGGAUUGUUGGCGCUUAUAGACACGCACUGUCUGGAUUUGAUUAGACCGUCUGAUCUCUUUUAACGUGUAUUUGAAGCUGAGAAUUGCUGUUAGUGUUAGUGUAUCCAUCUUUUUGUUGAUUAUGUUUUAGUGCACUUUGAAUUUUCUGCACAAACUUUGAAUUGUUGAAACUUGUAUAAUUUGGCAGGC
This is a messenger RNA of Erythranthe guttata (spotted monkey flower), 1520 nucleotides long. Its product is annotated as Transducin/WD40 repeat-like superfamily protein. Gene Ontology annotation, cellular component: catalytic step 2 spliceosome. Lineage: Eukaryota; Viridiplantae; Streptophyta; Magnoliopsida; Lamiales; Phrymaceae. Gene Ontology annotation, molecular function: protein binding; RNA binding. The record is from RefSeq and is a predicted model, not a curated record.